AUGCACCUGGAUGAGCAAAUUUCAAACUAUAACAUGCCUGAUACAGAAGAUGGCGUUCCCUAUCAAAUUCAAAAUGAGGAAGUUGUGGCAAUGAUUGAGGAAUCACCUUCAGGUGAUGAAUCUGUUCAGGGCAAUGAUUCGUCAAGGAGCGGGGAUGGCUCAACAGUUCUUCAAGUAAAGACUAUACACAUUAGCUCUCCAAUUUUGGCAGCCAAGAGUCCAUUUUUUUAUAAGUGCAACCAGUUGUUGCAAAAGUUACCUAUGACUUGUGAGGCUGCGUUCCUGUAUUUGGGUCUUCCUUCUACUCUUUUAACGGCUCAAGCAGUUCAGCCCCUGACAGAAGUGGCGAAGCAGUUUCUUGCUGGAUGGUUCAAGGAUAUAACUAAGUUUCAAGAACAGGUGAAGAGCUUGCCUUUGGCCGGCAUUGAGGCAGCACUAUCCAGUGAUGAACUUCAGGUAGCUACCGAGGAUGCUGUUUAUGAUUUUGUGCUCAAGUGGGCCCGAACCUAUUACUCGAAACUGCAGGAGCAGCGAGAAAUCCUAGGGACACCACUUGCUCGCCUUAUUCGUUUCUCAUACAUGACCUGGCGAAAGCUGAAAGGCCGUCAAUGCAUUGUAUCGUCGCUUUGUGGAGCGUGCAUACAAGUACCUCCCAAGGUGGUGGAGUUUGGACUGCCUCGUCAGCAAUGUGUUGUGUAUCUGGAUCUGAAGCGGGAACAGUGUGCACAGUUGUUUCCAGCUGGCAGGGUAUACUCACAGGCUUUCAAUCUUGGCGGGCAAGGAUUUUUCCUGUCUGCCCAAUGCAACAUGUACCAACAAAGCUCUUACCGUUGCUUUGGGCUAUUUUUGGGCAUGCAAGAUAAGAAGGGGUCAGCGACUUUUCCAGUAGACUAUGAGUUUGCGGCAAGACUGGAAAUAGGGGACCAAGAAAAGCAGUUCCUGAUUGAUGAAUAUAUAGUUCCUCAUUGCGGAGGAAGCAGAGCAUGGGAUUUGUGGGUUAUUGGAUAUGUUCUUGGAUUUCAUGGCCUAAUUAUGGUGGAUGUUGUUGGAAUGGCCCUUGUUAGACUGUUGACAGUAAGAAAACUCAGGAACUGGAAAGAUAAACCGAUGAAGGAAUGGUUCUUGAGACAAUUUGGAUUAUUAACAGUAAAAUACACACUGCAAAAGUAA
This is a messenger RNA of Ilex paraguariensis (yerba mate), 1170 nucleotides long. The record is from the annotation of a GenBank genome assembly. NCBI's taxonomy places the organism in Eukaryota, Viridiplantae, Streptophyta, Magnoliopsida, Aquifoliales, Aquifoliaceae.